Messenger RNA from Python bivittatus (Burmese python), 1918 nucleotides. It is a transcript of the gene RNPS1, whose product is annotated as RNA binding protein with serine rich domain 1. Gene Ontology annotation, molecular function: RNA binding. Lineage: Eukaryota; Metazoa; Chordata; Lepidosauria; Squamata; Pythonidae. The record is from RefSeq and is a predicted model, not a curated record. Gene Ontology annotation, cellular component: cytoplasm; ASAP complex; nucleoplasm. Gene Ontology annotation, biological process: mRNA splicing, via spliceosome.
CGUGCGCCCAGCUCUGCGGAAGGCGGCAAACUACGUCAGCGCGAGCGCGACGGAGGAGCAACGGGCGAGCUCUGAGGAUGCUGCUCUUUGGAGCUUCUUGCACUCGCUUAGGGAUCCGUUUCUCAGAUUCAAGGAGUUAGAAGUAAGCUUUCAGAUAAGUGAGGCCCCCACAGUGCUGCUUUGGGACUCGGAAGGGGAAAAUGGAACUGUCAGGAAUGAAAAAGAAGAGUUUGCUAGCCAUCAAAGAAAAUAAUAAAAAGUCCAGCACUAGGGCUCCCUCUCCGACCAAGCGCAAAGACCGGACUGAAGAAAAAUCCAAGGAUCGGUCCAAGGACAAACCAGCCACAAAGGAAUCAAGUGAAAAGGACCGUGGGCGUGACAAAACCCGCAAAAGGCACAGCGCCUCCAGUGGCAGCAGUAGCACCAGGUCUCGGUCGAGUUCCACAUCCAGUUCCGGGUCAAGCUCCAGCACUGGCUCCAGCAGUGGGUCCAGUUCCUCCUCUGCCUCAAGCCGUUCUGGGAGCUCCAGCACUUCUCGUAGCUCCAGCUCCAGCAGUUCCUCAGGCUCUCCAAGCCCUUCCCGCCGUAGGCACGACAAUCGGAGACGGUCCCGUUCCAAAUCUAAACCGCCCAAGAGAGAUGAAAAAGAACGGAAGAGGAGGAGCCCCUCACCCAAACCCACCAAAGUUCACGUUGGAAGGCUUACCAGAAAUGUAACAAAGGAUCACAUAAUGGAAAUAUUUUCUACUUAUGGAAAGAUCAAAAUGAUUGAUAUGCCAGCGGAUAGACUGAACCCACACCUUUCCAGAGGUUAUGCAUAUGUUGAGUUUGAGAAUCCAGAUGAUGCUGAAAAGGCACUGAAACACAUGGAUGGAGGGCAGAUUGACGGGCAGGAGAUUACUGCCACAGCUGUUUUAGCUCCUCGGCCAAGACCUCUUCCCAGGCGUUUCUCUCCUCCCAGAAGGAUGUUGCUACCGCCCCCCAUGUGGCGCCGUUCGCCACCACGCAUGAGGAGAAGAUCCAGGUCUCCCCGCCGCAGAUCCCCAGUUCGCAGGCGAUCCAGAUCCAGAUCUCCAGGCCGGAGGCGUCACCGCAGUAGAUCCAGUUCCAACUCUUCUCGAUAAAACACAGGACUCAGCAGCUUUGUUCUUUAAGUUAAAAGUGUACCCAUUAAAAUGGUAUCUUUUUUUUAAAAAAAGAAAGGAAUGAGAAUAGAGCAAAGGGACAGUUGAGAAAUUAUAAAAAAUAGCUAAGAAUCUAUUUACCAGUCCAAGAAAAAUAUGUUAAAAAUCUUUACAAAUCCAGGAAAAUAUGUUGCUUCUCAGACAUGCCAAAAUGGUUUGGACAUAUAUUUCAAUGUCAAAAUGUCUUCGUCCCCUUUCACCUAGCCUGGUAAAUUUUCAUACCCCCACUUUGUUUCUGAUCCUCCCGCCACCCCAAAAUUAUAUUUUGGCUAUUGCAGUGUUGGAUAUUGAGAGUCUGUGACACACUGAAAAUACCCAUUAAAUUCUUGUUAGCGGUACAGAAAAGAUCCCAUAUUAUUAUCUGUUGUUCACUGAACCCAACCCAAUAACUCGGGUGAAGGGGACACUAAUGGUAAGACCUUCUUUUGCCCAAAACAGAUUAUUCAUUUGCCCAGUUCCUUCCAAGAAUGCGGUAAAUCUUUUGCUUUUUAGAAGAUGUGCAAAACACAUGAGCUGAAACAUUUUUAUUUUCCUGACCUCUCGGGUGGGGGGUGGGGGGGGCGGGGAUUUUGUGACUGGAAUAACCAAGGUUCAGUUUCUAAAAGGCCAGAGAAUUCUCAGACUGUUGUACAGUCAUUACUAUAAAGUUUGAUUUUUGUAUAACUUGGUAGCAUCUUGUAGUCAUGUUGUGUUUGUACUUGUGUAGAAUGACAAGAUUAAAUAAACCAAUAAGG